GAGACGUCGUCGUCGAGGGACGGGCGCGCGAGGGCGGCGGAGGCGUUGAUUCGACACGACGCGGACGAUAAUCUCAUCGAUGGUUUGGACGCGCUCUUGGGCGAGGUCUCCAUCGCGUCGUCGCCCAGGGUGGAGUCUCCGGAGCGCGCCGACGGGACGUUUCGAUCGCCGUCGUUGGCGUCGUCGACGUCGCGCUCGACGAGUCAGACGAUGAUGAAUGAUUUCGACGACGUGCUCUCGUCGUCCGCGGAGGUGGAGCCGACCGUGGGGUUGGCGCGCUUCAGAUCGGCCGCUAUCGCGGAUCCACCGGAGAACGCGCGCGCGGCGCGGGAAACGACUCCGCCACCGAAACCGUCGACGACGACGCGACCGGAGGAGAUCUCGUCGACGUCGAAACUGUCGGCGAAACUCUACACCGCGUCCUCGACGGCGAGCUCGGUGGAGGAUUUGGACGAUUUCUUCAGCGCCGGAGCGGCCAAGUCGAGCGCGCCGUCGAGUCCGGCGGCGACGUCGAGCGUCGACCCCAUAGAGGCAAUGUUCACCGUUCCGAGCGCUGGAGGUUCGAGCGGCGCGUCGGUCCCUGUGAACGGUGUCGUCGAUGAUUUGUUCGGCGCGAUGGACACGCGCGCGACGUCGCAACCGACGAGCGCGUCGAGCGGCUUUGAGUACAAACCAGACGAGGACGUCGAUCCCAACGAGCCUCCGGAGCGCGCGGCGCUUCGCGCCGCUCGUCACGAGCGUAACCGUCAGCGCAUAGAGCAAGCGCUCAAGGAGAAGCGCGCGAGAGAGAGCGCGGCGAGACAAGAACAAUCCGAGAGACAAAUGCUCAAGGACCUCAUCGGAGCGGAUAUCGACGCGUGGCAAAAGAAAAACCAGAACAACAUCCGCACCAUGCUCGCCAACCUCGGCGACGUCUUGUGGGAGGGACAUCGCUACAAGGCUCCCGACAUGGCGACUUUGAUGCAGCCGAUCGGGGUGAAGAAGAGUUACCACAGGGCGCUCGUCGUCAUUCAUCCCGACAAGGUUUCGCAAGCCGGCGGCGACGCGUCUCAGCGCUACAUCGCCGACAAGGUGUUCGACAUCAUGAAGAUGGCGUACAAGGAUUUCGAGGCGAAAGAGCUCAAGUGA
Molecule: messenger RNA, 1128 nt
Organism: Ostreococcus tauri
Lineage: Eukaryota; Viridiplantae; Chlorophyta; Mamiellophyceae; Mamiellales; Bathycoccaceae
Product: DnaJ domain
Exons: 1
Biological process (GO): clathrin coat disassembly; clathrin-dependent endocytosis
Cellular component (GO): vesicle; cytoplasm; intracellular membrane-bounded organelle
Molecular function (GO): clathrin binding
Source: RefSeq, a predicted model, not a curated record